GAAGCCAAAUUGGCAAAUUUGGAGAAAACGCGUUUCCUGUUGAUCUUUAAUUAGUAUAAGUUACGUACAAUAUCAAAUCCUAUGAAUCUGAAACAAUAAACUCAAACUAUGAUGAUGGUUUCUAGCAAAACAUUCUCUUCACUUCAGUUUUUCACUCUUUUCUACCUCUUUACAGUUGCAUUUGCUUCCACUGAGGAAGCAAUUGCCCUCUUGAAAUGGAAAGCAACUUUCAAGAACCAGAAUAAUUCCUUAUUGGCUUCAUGGACGCCAAGCUCUAAUACAUGCGAAGACUGGUAUGGAAUUGUAUGCUUUAAUGGUAGGGUUAACAGGUUGAAUAUUACAAAUUCCCGUGUCAUUGGUAACCUGUAUGCUUUUCCGUUUUCAUCUCUCCCUUUUCUUGAGAAUCUUAAUCUUAGCAUGAACAAUUUCUCUGGCACCAUUCCACCUGAGAUUAGUAAUCUCACUAAUCUUGUCUAUCUUGACUUGAACAGCAAUCAGAUUUCAGGAACAAUCCCACAACAAAUCGGUUCACUAGCCAAGCUUCAGAUCCUCCAUAUAUUUGACAACCAUUUAAAUGGCUCUAUUCCUGAAGAAAUAGGUUACCUAAGGUCUCUUACUAAGCUAUCUUUGGGUAGGAACUUUCUUACUGGUUCUAUUCCUGCUUCAUUUGGGAAUUUGAACAACUUGUCUUUUUUGCUUCUUCAUAAUAAUCAGCUUUCUGGCUCUAUUCCUGAAGAAAUAGGUUACCUAAGGUCUCUUACUAAGCUAUCUGUGGGUAUGAACUUUCUUACUGGUUCCAUUCCAGCGUCAUUGGGGAAUUUGAGCAACUUGUCUUUUUUGUAUCUUUAUGAUAAUCACUUUUCUAGCUCUAUUCCUCGAGAAAUAGGUUACCUAAGGUCUCUUACUGACCUACAUUUGGGUAAUAACUCUCUUACUGGUUCCAUUCCAGCUUCAUUGGGGAAUUUGAGCAACUUGUCUGGUUUGUAUCUUUAUAAUAAUAACCUUUCUGGCUCUAUUCCUGAAGAAAUAGGUCACCUAAGGUCUCUUAGUAUCCUACAUUUGAGUAAUAACUCUCUUAAUGGUUCUAUUCCUGCUUCAUUGGGAAAAUUGAAAAACUUGUCUAUUUUGAUUCUUUUUUAUAAUCACCUUUCUGGCACUAUUCCUGAGGAAAUAGGUAACCUAAGGUCUCUUACUAUACUAGCUUUGGGUGUAAACUCUCUUAGUGGUUCUAUUCCUGCUUCAUUGGGGAAUUUGAACAACUUGUCUAGUUUGAUUCUUUUUGAUAAUCACCUUUCUGGCACUAUUCCUGAGGAAAUAGGUAACCUAAGGUCUCUUACUAUGCUAGCUUUGGGUAGGAACUUUCUUAGUGGUUCUAUUCCUGCUUCAUUGGGGAAUUUGAACAACUUGUCUCAUAUGUUUCUUAACGAUAACAACUUGAAGGGAGAAGUUCCGCAAUGUUUGGGUAAUAUCAGUGGCCUCCAGUUAUUGAUGAUGUCACAUAAUAAUCUCAGUGGAGAGCUCCCUUCAUCUAUCUCCAAUUUAACAUCACUGCGAAUACUAAAUUUGGGCAGAAACAAUCUGAGGGGAGCAAUUCCACAAUGUUUUGGCAAUAUUAGAAGCCUCCAGGUUUUUGAUAUGCAGAAUAACAAACUUUCUGGGACUCUUCCAACAAAUUUUAGCAUUGGAAGUUCACUUAUAAGUCUCAACUUGCAUGGCAAUGAACUAGAGGGGAGAAUCCCUCGGUCGUUGUCCAAUUGCAAAAAGUUGCAAGUUCUUGAUCUGGGAGAUAAUCACCUCAAUGACACAUUUCCCAUGUGGUUGGGAGCUUUGACAGAGCUGAGAGUUUUAAGAUUGACAUCGAAUAAAUUGCAUGGACCCAUAAGAUCUUCAGGGACUGAAAUCAUGUUUCCUGAUCUUCGAAUCAUAGAUCUCUCUAACAAUGCCUUCUCAAAAGACUUAUCAACGAGUAUGUUUCAACAUUUGAAAGGCAUGAGGACAAUUGAUCAAACAAUGAAGUUACCAAGUUAUGAAGGAAAUGGAGAUUACCUAGACUCGGUGGUAGUUGUAUCAAAGGGAUUGAAGCUAGAAGUUGUGAGAAUUUGGUCUUUGUACACAGUUAUAGAUCUUUCAAACAACAAAUUUGAAGGACAUAUUCCUGGUGUUCUGGGAGAUCUCAUUGCGAUUCGGGUACUGAAUUUAUCUCAUAAUCGAUUGCAAGGUCAUAUACCACCAUCACUUGGAAGUUUAUCUGUAGUGGAAUCAUUGGACCUUUCGUUUAACCAGCUUUCGGGAGAGAUACCACAACAACUUGCUUCUCUAACGUCUCUUGAAUUCUUAAAUCUCUCCCACAAUUAUCUUCAAGGAUGCAUCCCUCAAGGACCUCAAUUUCAUACCUUUGAGAGAAAUUCAUAUGAAGGUAAUGAUGGAUUGCGUGGAUUUCCAGUUUCAAAAGGUUGUGGCAAUGAUCCUGUGUCAGAGACAAACUAUACAGUGUCUGCGCUAGAAGAUCAAGAAAGAAAUUCUGAAUUUUUCAAUGAUUUUUGGAAAGCCGCUCUGAUGGGCUAUGGCAGUGGACUAUGCAUUGGCUUAUCCAUAAUAUAUUUCUUGAUCUCAACUGGAAAUCUAAGAUGGCUUGCAAGAAUCAUUGAAGAACUGGAACACAAAAUUAUCAUGCGAAGGAGAAAGAAGCAGCGAGGCCAAGGGAAUUACAGAGGAAGAAAUAAUCGCUUCUAGACAAGUUACCAAUAAAGAAGGAUUUGAUUUCAGAACUUCAGAUUUUCAGGUGCCAAGAAUAAGAAGAUGUUGGUGUAAUGGAUUUGGUUCUUCCUAUGUUGCAGCUUAUGAUUGUUGGAUUUGAUUUUUAGUUUUACAAGCUUUUCUUAACCUGGGAAACUGUAAUAUUAUGAAUUUUGAUGAUAUACAAUAAAUGUUGUGUGUAUUGAAUGAUGUGUAUGCAUUUCUCGGAUCAAUAAUACUCACCUCAAAGAAUCUAAGAGAGCUGAAUUAAUGGAGGAAGAUAUUUAGCGCACGAUAGAAGAGAGAGAACAAACAAAG
This is a messenger RNA of Solanum stenotomum, 3054 nucleotides long. Its product is annotated as receptor-like protein Cf-9 homolog. Bases 109 to 2733 code for a protein of 874 amino acids. The transcript has 4 exons. NCBI's taxonomy places the organism in Eukaryota, Viridiplantae, Streptophyta, Magnoliopsida, Solanales, Solanaceae. Gene Ontology annotation, molecular function: protein binding. The record is from RefSeq and is a predicted model, not a curated record.